UGAAUUAAUCUACACAAAUACUCAAGGAUUAAGUUGGGUUUGUGAAAGGCUGUAGAAUUUGUUCGGUGUAACCGCUAACCUAAUGAGUGGAUGUGAAUACCUUUGUACUGUAUUAUGUUUUAGUGGAAACGAUGUACGUUUAUGGGGAAAAUGCUAUUCAGUGAAAAACGACAAAAGCAAACAGAUCUGUGUUUCCCUGGAGUGACACUUAAACCUGUUGGGUAAAGGCUCAGGCAUGCUUCUGCAGUUGUGUCUCAAGUUUCACAUUUCUGUUAGUCAAAUGCAACAAGCAUCACAAAUUGUCAGCGUGAGGUUCUAUUACAACUGGCAUGCCUGAGGAAAAAGAACUGCUAAUGACUCUGGCAGGGAUUGAAAGAGUGUGCCACACCUGAUGAGAAACACAAUUACUGAAAUAGAAUAAUAGUGUGUUGUUUUUCCCUAUACCCAAAUACAGCGAGCAUCUCCAAGCAUUUCCUGUAACCUAGUUUUCCUUCGAUCCUCAUCCAGGCAGAGUUAUGAUAAGGGAAAAAAAUUAUGUGGCUGAGGGCCAACUCAGCAACAUGGCACACUCCUAAGGCAGGAGACUUUUCUCUCUCUUUGUCAUUAAAGGUAAUAUUUACACAGUGGAAUGAAAGGAUUUCCCCCACCUCUGUGAAGAUUUUAAAUGCUUAUCAAGUCCUUUAUUCCUGAUCACUGACCAGAAUGUUAAAGAUUGAGACUUGAGAUACCAAGCCCUUUAGUAGAUCAGUGGAUCACCCUUAGAGAAGGAAACAAACCCUAGGCAGCACCCAGCAACCAAGAUGUGUGAACUCUCCUUCCAGUAACCAACCGCCUGCAAAACAGUUCCUGGUAUCACUUUCCUUUUGCAGAUAUUUUCUGGUUGUACUAUUAUGUUAUGCUGCUGUACUGUAAUUUUCAUGAGAUUUGAAAUUGUGGAAGGUCUGAAUACACAUUUUAAAAAUCUAGUCAAAGGAAGAAUGGCAUCUACAGAAUUCGGUGUAAAGGAGAUCAGGCAUCUCCCAUCUCCAUGCUCCCAAUUCCUAGGCAUUUGCUGUCUGUCUGUUUUGGUCUUAUGGUCUUUUUAAUCUUUGUUUGUUUUUCAUCUUUUAGGUUAUGAGCAAAAAUGUUUAUAACUGUGCUUCAUGGAGAACAUAAGGAAGACCUUUUUAACAUUCAUUGUAAAGUCCAGAUUCUCCUAGAUGGCAUAAAACACCGCUGUGGCUGUGAAGAUGAAGAAGAAAUAGAAUUAGCAGAUGUGAGUGGCCAAGUCAAGAAUUUGCUCCAGAACAAGCAUCUCUCUGCAGCUGAGCUUCUGGGGGAAAGAGAGACUUAUGUACUCCUUGGUGUUACAACCAAUGGCGAAAGACCUUCAGAAGGAGGAUUUGUACCUCUGUUGAUAGAUGAAAACAUCAUUAAUUCCAAGUUCCUAGCUAAACUAGCAACUUCACAAGAGCAGAAGAGCCCUUCUCCCAGGAUGAAAUCCAGAAGGAGUCAUAAAAAAUCAACCUUGGAUAUUCCAGCUGCUGGUGGCUUAAGGACUCAUUCACCCCAUGGCAGUAGAACAAGGACACCCAUUGCAUCUCCAAAACAGAGCAGGAAACUCUGAUCUUUCACUGACUAUCAAGUGAUAACCAGUGCUAAAUGCCCCAUAAAGCUUAUUUAUUGCUUCUUGGUGCCACAUCUUAUUAGCGAUGCCAUUCUAAUUGUAAUCCCCAUUGGAUACUGCUGUACAUAUUUUGGAGUAAACAGUAGUAAAUUGGAGUAUAGAUGUGCCAAUUUGUGUCUCAAGACAAAGAAAUACUGUAUUAUAUAGAUGACAGCAGCACUUAUGUAUUUGUAUCUCUCUCUUUGGAGGGAUUUUGGGUUUCUUAUUUCCAUUUUACUUCCAGAGCUUUAAAGGAAUAUGAUUAACAAAUUUACCUAUGACAGGAACAUAAAGAUCUUCUGACAUGAUUUGUUGGGAUCAAUGUCCAUUUGUUUGAUUAAGGCUGUUUCAAUAAACCACAUUAUUUCUUAGCUAUCUCUUGCCUGGACUCUCAUGAAAACAAUUCGAUCAGCUGGGUUGUGUAAUAACCAUCAUU
This is a messenger RNA of Sceloporus undulatus (fence lizard), 2081 nucleotides long. RefSeq lists its product as uncharacterized. The record is from RefSeq and is a predicted model, not a curated record. The transcript has 6 exons. NCBI's taxonomy places the organism in Eukaryota, Metazoa, Chordata, Lepidosauria, Squamata, Phrynosomatidae. The coding region runs from base 1124 to 1606 and encodes 160 amino acids.